AAAAAAUUAUGGAGAGGGGAACAACGGAGAGGAUCAGGGGAAAAUUUAGGGUUUUGCGAGACAUUAGAAAAUAGAAAUGUUGACGGGAGCUAUGUUGGCAAUAAACAGGGGAUUUAACCACAAGCUCUUCUCUGACUUCCACUUCCCCAAAACCCUUGCUCGUUCUUUCUUAUUCCCUCGCAUGGCUGCUUCUCCCACUGUUUCUUCUCCCGCCUACUCCACUGGCUCCCCUUACCAAGAUCCUCCUAAGCGAGUAGGCACUCACAACGGAAGCUUCCACUGCGACGAGGCUCUUGGCUGCUUCAUGAUUCGCCUCACCAACAAGUUCUCCAACGCCGAAAUUGUCCGCUCUCGGGACCCUCAGGUGUUGGAGGGUCUGGAUGCUGUGCUUGAUGUUGGGGGUGUAUAUGAUCCUAGACGGGACCGGUAUGAUCACCAUCAAAAGGGGUUUGAAGAGGAGUUUGGACACGGUUUCACCACCAAGCUCAGUAGUGCUGGUCUUGUUUACAAGCACUUUGGGAAGGAAAUCAUAGCUAAGGAACUUCAGGUUGAUGAAGGGCACCGAGAUGUGCAUCGUUUAUUCUUGGCUGUUUACAAGAGCUUCAUGGAGGCAAUUGAUGCAAUUGACAAUGGAAUCAAUCAGUACGAUACAGACCAGCCUCCAAGAUAUGUAAAUAAUACACAUUUAUCUUCAAGGGUUGGGAGAUUGAAUUUGGAUUGGAUACAGCCUGAUCAAUCACCAGAGAAGGAGAAUCAGGCCUUCCAACAAGCAAUGGCUCUGGCUGGCAGUGAGUUUUUAGAUUGUGUUCGAUAUCACGCCAGGUCUUGGUUACCGGCACGUACAAUUGUAAUGGAGUGUCUUGCAGCUAGAUUUGACAUCCACCCUACCGGUGAAAUUAUGGUUUUGGCUACAUUUUGUCCUUGGAAACUUCAUUUAUUUGAGCUUGAGGAGGAAUUGAAGAUUGACCCUUCAAUUAAAUAUGUUCUUUAUCAGGAUGAUAGGAGCAAACAUUGGCGAGUGCAGGCAGUGGCCAUUGCUCCAGAUAGAUUUGAAAGCCGGAGGCCUCUACCAGCUAACUGGCGAGGUCUGAGGGAUGAUGAGUUGUCAAGAGAGUCUGGAAUCCCAGGGUGUGUUUUUGUCCAUAUGAGCGGAUUCAUUGGUGGAAAUCAAACUUAUGAGGGAGCUCUGACCAUGGCAAGAACUGCACUGAAACUGUAGAACAUAGAAGAGUAGAUUAUCACAUUGCUGCCGUGAUCAAGGGAAAACUCCAGAAUUUAUCAAUAUUUUGUAUUGCUUGCGGGUAGGUAGAUUUGCUGUCCAAUUUUUACUGGGAUCUUAUAGUUGGCAUUCUUUCAUAUGACUGUAUGAGAACUAUUUCCCAUUUCAAUCUUAUAUCCUGACUAGGAGGUUUUUCAGGUCUUUUA
Manihot esculenta (cassava) is the source of this 1425-nucleotide messenger RNA. Its product is annotated as MYG1 protein. Gene Ontology annotation, cellular component: cytoplasm; nucleus. The transcript is spliced from 7 exons. The coding region runs from base 77 to 1219 and encodes 380 amino acids. The record is from RefSeq and is a predicted model, not a curated record. NCBI's taxonomy places the organism in Eukaryota, Viridiplantae, Streptophyta, Magnoliopsida, Malpighiales, Euphorbiaceae.